Molecule: messenger RNA, 3184 nt
Organism: Arvicanthis niloticus (Nile rat)
Lineage: Eukaryota; Metazoa; Chordata; Mammalia; Rodentia; Muridae
Source: RefSeq, a predicted model, not a curated record
AACCCUCAUUGGAAUCCGGGAAGCUGGGCCGAAAUUGGACCUGAGGAACUCUGUCCAAGCUCAGGCGUCAGAUGAGAAAAUGUAGGCUCUGAAGGCCUGGGAAGAGGAAGCAAGGAGCGACCCCAGGGUCCCGGGUCUCUCUGCUGCAGUGGCUUGAGGCGGCCAGCGAUGGACCUCAUAAGACUCUCCCGGCUCUUUUCUGGCCCCCACCCCAUAGGACUGUCUGUUCUUCAACAUCUGGAUCUUCUUGGAUGGACCCGAUGGACAGGAGGCAGGGAGGGACCUGCACGGCUGAGGGCUGCCUUCCGUGGCUCUUCCUCCCUCCUGCCCCUGGGCAGAGGGAGCCAGAAACAAAUGAGCAGCCUCUGCUCUGACUCCAGUAAGCUCAGCACCGAGGCUCCUCAGGAGGAGGAAGAGGAGAGCUUUGGGACCCUCUCUGACAAAUUCUCCUCCCGGAGAAUAUUCCACAAAUCAAAAGCCCAGCUCUAUAACCUGCAGCUCAAGGAGCAGGGUGUUGAGGAGGAAGAAUUGGAGCCCAGACUGUGGCAGGGCCGGAGGAACACUCCAUACUGGUACUUCUUUCAGUGCAAACGUCUGAUCAAGGAAGGAAAGCUUGCAGAGGCCCUGGAUCUGUUUGAGAGGCAGAUGCUGAAGGAAGAACGCUUGCAGCCUCUGGAGUGCAACUACACGGUGCUGAUUGGGGGCUGCGGACGUGUCGGGUACCUGAAGAAGGCCUUCAGGCUCUUCAAUGAUAUGAAGAAGAGAGGCCUGGAGCCCUCGGACGCCACAUACACAGCUCUGUUUAAUGUCUGUGCGGAGUCCCCCUGGAAGGACUCUGCCCUGCAGAGUGCACUGAAGCUCCGACAGCAGCUCCAGGCCAAAAACUUCCAGCUCAACCUGAAAACAUAUCAUGCCCUGCUGAAGGUGGCCGCGAAGUGUGCAGACCUCAGGAUGUGCCUGGAUGUCUUCAAGGAAAUCAUCCAAAGGGGGCAUGCAGUCACAGAGGAGACCUUCUGUUUUCUGCUCGUGGGCUGCAUCCAGGACAAGAAGACAGGCUUCCGGCAAGCCAUCCAGGUGUGGCGGCAGAUGCUGAAUCUGGGGAUCAAACCAAGUAGGCAUGGCUACAACCUCCUGUUGGGGGCAGCUCGAGACUGUGGUCUGGGGGACCCAGAGGUUGCCUUCAGGCUGCUCGUGACAUCCCAGGAAGAGACCUUCCUGCUCCAGCCCCCAACAGGCAAGCGUCUGGCAGGGAGGAAAGUCCUGGCCAAGACAGGGCAUGGUAUGUCAGUCAGACAUGUGGAAACAUUGGAGAGGCAGCUGUUUCUGGAACCUUCUGAGAAACUUGAGGGGCCACCAGCCUUUCCUGAAGACAGGGUAACAAGCAGAACUCAGCCUGAAGUACAAACCAAAGCAGAGCCUGGCCACAUAGUAGCCCUCACCUCACUGGCCAUGAAACCCCCACACUUGGAGUUGGAAGUCAAUCUCCUAAGUCUUGGGACUCUCUCCCCCGCUGUGGUCUCCUUUGGGACAGUGGCCACACCCGCUGAUAGACUGGCUUUGAUGGGGGGCCUGGAAGGCUUCCUGGGCAAGAUGACGGAGCACGGGCUCCAGCCAGACAUUAAAACCCUCACUCUGCUGUCAGAGGUGGUAGAACCUGGGAGCCCCGCAGAGUCCUCGCUGUUGUCCAUCAUGGACAGGCAUAGGGUGGAGGCUGAUGUAACCUUCUUCAACACACUGAUAAGGAAGAAGAGCAAGCUGGGAGACCUGGAGGGAGCCAAGGAAUUGUUGCCAAUCCUGGCAAAGAAGGGAAUUGUCCCCAAUCUUCGGACUUUCUGCAAUCUGGCCAUUGGGUGCCAUCGGCCCAGGGAUGGUAUGCAGCUGCUUGCAGAUAUGAAGAAGUCCCAGCUGACCCCUAAUACCCACAUCUACAGCACCCUUAUCAACGCAGCCCUCAAGAAGCUGGACUACACCUAUCUGAUCGACAUCCUGAAGGACAUGAGGCAGAACAGCGUCCCAGUGAACGAAGUGGUCAUCCGCCAGCUGGAGUUUGCAGCCGAGUACCCUCCCACCUUUGACCGGUACAAAGGAAAAAACACCUACUUGGAGAAGAUUGAUGGCUUCCGUGCUUAUUACAAGCAGUGGCUGCAAGUGAUGCCAGCAGAAGAAGCCCCCCACCCCUGGCAGGAGUUCCAGAACAAGCCUGUUGGGAACCAAGACACCACUGACAAUGCUGGAGGCCUUAGGGAUGGAUGACAGAACAUGCUAUGACAACAUGCUGGUGGAGCCCAGGAGUCCCUUCAACUUUAGAAGCCAAGAAUAUUCCAGAGGCACCAUAGCAUUUUACAGGCAUAGGUGUAAGGACAAAUGCUGGGCUUGGGGUGCCCAGAUUAUAGCAGGUCCCAAAGGCCAAGACAUCUUGACAAACAAUCAUGGUCACACAGCAUCUACGACAUAGAGAUACCAGGACUAAGUCCAUCCCCUGCAUUCCACAGCCUGCUGCUCUGUGAAAGAAUGAAUGUAGCUAAGAGGUCUAAAGGUUUUAUUUUUACAGAUUUCAGCUGGUGAACACUAUAGCUGUCACCUAUAGAGCUCAUGCUUCCCCUGGGUCUUUUCUCUGAGCACCACCCUGAGAAGAGUUGCUUCAGGAGGCAGUAGCCCAAUAAGCAUGAGCCCAAGGUUCAAAGUCCAGGAUGCAGAGGAGUCAAGAGUAUCAGCCAGAGCAACCGCGGCAGCCACAGUGUGUGCACUCGAUGAUGCGACCCUGUAACAGAAAAGGAAUGUUUGAAUACACUGCUACAGCCCUGCACACUCCCAAAAGAACCUGCUCAGCAGGGUGCUAGUGGACUACUCCCUUGCAGAGCAUCUACUAGACAGCUCCACUUGGGCAGUUCACCUCCUUGGUGAGAUGAAAACAGUUACUACCAGGCUGAAGUUAGUGUCUGUGUAUAAUUGCUGUAACAAGACACACUUGCCAAAAAGAAUGCUGGGCCUGCCACUGCCUGGAGGGCUAAAGCCAGAGUUCUCAAGGCCACUGGGGCAAAAGUCCUGCAAUUUUUAGUUCCUAUAUCGAGAACAGUCUUGGCCCAGGGGCAUAGUGGCUGGCUGGGGGACUGGAGCAAUGUGCAUUUAUCUCCGUUUCUGGAGACCAUGAGCCCAUUCUAAACAAAUAAAGUUCUCUGGUGAA